Messenger RNA from Acyrthosiphon pisum (pea aphid), 372 nucleotides. RefSeq names its product CCHC-type zinc finger protein CG3800-like. NCBI's taxonomy places the organism in Eukaryota, Metazoa, Arthropoda, Insecta, Hemiptera, Aphididae. The record is from RefSeq and is a predicted model, not a curated record. The transcript has a single exon. Gene Ontology annotation, molecular function: zinc ion binding; nucleic acid binding. The coding region runs from base 1 to 372 and encodes 123 amino acids.
AUGCAUGAACUGGCGAUGCAAGUGGGUGUCCCCGACGACUCGCUCAUGGACUACAUAAUUUGCGGUAUUCCGGACGCUGUCGUCAAUAAGAGUGUGCUGUACGGGGCCUCGUCCAUCCUUGAAUUUAAAAUUAAGUUGGAGUUGUACAAAAGAACGUGCGAAAGGCGGGAAGUCGAAUCCAAGGAUACGACCACAGCGAAGCAAAUAUCCACGACACCCGCAGCUGCUUCAGAAGUUAGAUGCUACAAUUGUGGUGGUCGAGGGCAUCAAUCUCGCGAGUGUCCCGAUGCUGAAAAAGGACCCAAAUGUUUUGCUUGCAGAGCGUAUGGGCACAUGUCGUCUUCGUGUCCGGUCAAGUCAGAAACCCAGUGA